GCCGCGAUUAAAGAGGGAGAGGGGAGGCAGAUGCAGAGAUUGGCAUUUUUGGGAUGUGAGAGACUCCGGUCUCGGUUCCUUCACAGAUGACAUUCCUUGUGUUGUCGGUGGCCCUUCUCGUUCUCUCUUGCUCUCUGGCUCUCGCUCAAGAUGCCCCCGCUGCUCAAGAUCCUCUCAAGCUCAUUCUAGGUUCAAAUGAUUUUGGGUCAUGGAGAGAUGCGAUAUCGGCGGAGUCUGUAGCACCAGGGCCUUCGGUGGGUGGAGAGUAUGGAAGGCUCGUGUUGGCAGCUGAUAGAACGAAAAGACCCGAUCUUCUUAGGGGUUUUAGACCUUAUCGAGGCGGUUGGAAUAUCACUAGCAAUCACUACUGGGCAUCUGUUGGAUUUACAGGAGCUGCUGGUUUCGUUCUUGCUUUUCUUUGGCUUGUGUCUUUCGGCUCUCUUCUUGCUAUUCAUCAUUGCUGCAAAUGGAGAGAGCGCGACAAAUCCAAAGGAUCGUUCCCUUCAAGAAGAAUCUGUCUCAUCUUGUUGAUAGUUUUCACAUGUGCUGCCGCGGUCGGAUGCAUUCUUCUUUCUGUUGGGCAGGAUAAAUUCCACGGUCAAGCUUUACGUACUCUGAAGUAUGUGGUAAACCGAUCGGACUACACCGUUCAAACCCUGAAGAAUGUGACGGCAUAUCUCUCUCUCGCAAAAACUAUUAACGUCACCGAGGUUUUCCUCCCGUCCGAUCUGUUGGGUGAGAUUGACAAGUUGAAUAUCAAUCUGAUUGCUGCUGCAGAGACCAUCGAAGCGAAAACAACUAAAAAUGCAGCCAAAGUAAAAGGAGUUUUCCAGGCUGUGCGAUCGUCUUUGAUAAGUGUGGCUACUGUGAUGCUCAUUCUCUCGGUGCUUGGUCUUUUGCUUUCUAUCCUUCGCCAUCAACACGUGGUUCACGCAUUUGUUGCUAGCGGGUGGAUUUUGGUGGCCAUGACGUUCAUUCUUUGCGGGGUCUUUCUUAUCAUCAAUAAUGCAAUUUCAGAUACGUGUGUGGCCAUGAAAGAAUGGGUUGAUCAUCCUCAUGCAGAAACAGCUCUCAGCAGCAUCCUUCCCUGUGUUGAUCAGAAAACAACGAACCAGACUCUGAACCAGAGUAAAGUUGUCAUCAACGGCAUUGUGACUGUUGUAAACACCUUUGUCUAUGCGUAUGCCAAUACGAAUCCAUCUCCUGGCCAAGAUCACUAUUACAAUCAGUCCGGACCUCCAAUGCCUCCUCUAUGCAAUCCGUUUGGUACAAACAUGGAAAACCGUCAAUGCGGGCCGCAGGAAGUAUCUAUAGCAAACGCGUCAUUGGUCUGGAAGAACUACACAUGCAAGAUAUCACAUUCUGGAAUCUGCACAACGAUGGGGAGGGUGACACCCGAUACCUAUGCACAGCUGGUAGCAGCUGUGAAUGAGAGUUACGCUCUGGAGCACUACACCCCGCCGUUGCUCAGCCUUCAAGAUUGCAACUUCGUGAGGGAAACGUUUGAGAACAUCACGUCAGAUCACUGCGGGUCCUUGGAGCGUAAUCUGAAGAUAGUCAAUGCAGGGCUGGGUUUGAUCUCUGUGGGAGUGUUGCUGUGCCUUGUGUUGUGGAUAGUUUAUGCAAACCGCCCCCAAAGGGAGGAAGUGUUUGCGGAUCCACAGACACACACGAAAAGGGACAAUGGCGAUGAGCAAGAUAAGCAGCCAGGUGGUGAGAUGAAGCUUUUCAGUCGGGUAUAGAUGGAUAUUGAGGGAAGCGGGGAAAGGAUAUAUAAAGCCACGGCAUGUAAUCUUUGGUGUAGCUCAUAGCGGCCGUCCGCAGGUGUGGAGCGAAGUUCCAUGUCCGCGUGCGUUUCGAACGGACGCUGCAUUCCUUUUGAUUCUCUAUGCCCCUUUGUCAUAUCGCAUGGAUGGUGGUGUACAAGUAUCCAAGAUUUUAAAUGUUAUGCUAUUCAGAAAUUAUAAUUAUUGGAGAGGAAGGUAAAAACCUAUAGAGCUCCAUACUCAAAAGGUAUACGCAUACAUUUUAAUUAGCCCAAGCUUGUUACACAAUAAUAAAAUUUUUAUCAGUUGGUUUUUA
Tarenaya hassleriana is the source of this 2082-nucleotide messenger RNA. RefSeq lists its product as uncharacterized. The coding region runs from base 87 to 1742 and encodes 551 amino acids. The record is from RefSeq and is a predicted model, not a curated record. Lineage: Eukaryota; Viridiplantae; Streptophyta; Magnoliopsida; Brassicales; Cleomaceae. Gene Ontology annotation, cellular component: membrane. The transcript is spliced from 9 exons.